Messenger RNA from Salvia hispanica, 3108 nucleotides. Its product is annotated as beta-galactosidase-like. NCBI's taxonomy places the organism in Eukaryota, Viridiplantae, Streptophyta, Magnoliopsida, Lamiales, Lamiaceae. The record is from RefSeq and is a predicted model, not a curated record. Gene Ontology annotation, molecular function: hydrolase activity, hydrolyzing O-glycosyl compounds; carbohydrate binding. Gene Ontology annotation, biological process: carbohydrate metabolic process.
GCAAUGCUCAUUUUCCCUGUUUGCUGCUAAAAUUUGGAACUUUUUUGUGCUGAAUUCUUUCUCUCUUAUUGGAAGAAGCAUAGAGAAUAAAGUGGGAAAGGGGGAUAGAAGAAUCAAGGCAUCUUUUGCUAAAGAUAGUGGGAGAAGUGAAAAUAAGCAAACAAGAAAAGAAAAGAAAGCUCAUUUCUCUCUAAAUAUCCAAUCUUGGAGAAGGGUUUCUCGGCAUUAUGGGUUUGAAAUUGAAUAUCGCAAUUUGCAAUGUGAUUUUUGUGGUGUUAUUGAGCUCAUGGGUUUCUAGUGUGGAAGCUUCUGUUUCUUAUGAUUCAAGGGCCAUUUCUGUGAAUGGGGAGAGGAAGAUUCUUAUUUCUGGAUCAAUACACUAUCCAAGAAGCACUCCUGAGAUGUGGCCAGAUCUUAUUCAGAAGGCAAAGGAAGGGGGAGUUGAUGUGAUUCAGACUUAUGUUUUUUGGAAUGGGCAUGAGCCUGAACCUGGAAAGUAUUAUUUUGAGGAGAGGUAUGAUUUAGUGAAGUUUAUUAAGCUGAUUAAGGAAGCUGGGCUUUAUGUUCAUCUCAGAAUUGGCCCUUAUGCUUGUGCUGAGUGGAAUUUUGGAGGUUUUCCAGUUUGGUUGAAGUAUGUUCCAGGCAUUAGUUUCAGGACAAAUAAUGAGCCUUUUAAGGCUGCUAUGCAAAAGUUCACAACCAUGAUUGUGGACAUGAUGAAAGCCGAAAAGCUGUACGAAACUCAGGGCGGUCCGAUCAUACUAUCUCAGAUUGAAAAUGAGUAUGGACCGAUGGAAUACGAGCUAGGUGCACCAGCGGUGGCUUACUCAGAAUGGGCGGCCAAAAUGGCGGUGGAUCUCGGCACUGGUGUCCCGUGGAUCAUGUGCAAGCAGGACGACGCCCCCGACCCAAUUAUCAAUACUUGCAAUGGUUACUACUGUGAUUACUUCUCACCCAAUAAGGCUUAUAAACCGAAGAUGUGGACUGAAGCAUGGACCGGCUGGUUUACUGAAUUCGGAGGUCCAGUUCCGUACCGGCCAGUUGAAGACAUGGCCUAUUCCGUUGCCAAAUUUAUUCAAUCAGGAGGUUCUUACAUAAACUAUUAUAUGUUCCAUGGAGGUACAAACUUUGGGCGGACUGCUGGCGGCCCGUUUAUCGCUACUAGCUACGACUAUGAUGCGCCUCUUGAUGAAUAUGGACUACCGAGGGAGCCAAAGUAUGGUCAUCUGAAAGACUUGCAUCGAGCCAUCAAGCUCUGUGAGCCAGCUCUAUUAUCUGGAGAUCUUACAGUAACGUCACUCGGAAACUAUCAGGAGGCUCAUGUUUACAAAUCGAAGUCUGGUCUUUGUGCUGCUUUUCUUGGAAAUUAUGAUCAGCAUUCAUUUGCUAAAGUGGCGUUUGCGGACCAGCACUACAACUUGCCUCCGUGGUCCAUCAGCAUCCUUCCCGACUGCAAGAAUACUGUUUACAAUACAGCAAGGAUUGGUGCCCAAAGUUCGCAAAUGAAGAUGACUCCGGUCAGCAAGGACUUUGAGUGGACGUCAUACAACGAAGAGGCUGCAUCACGUGGGGCCAACUCGUUUACGAUGGUUGGAUUGGUGGAGCAGGUCAAUACCACCAGAGACAACACUGACUAUUUAUGGUACACAACAGAAGUGGAGAUUGACCCGAGCGAGGGAUUUUUAAGAGGUGGGAAGCCUCCCGUUCUUACAGUAUCGUCUGCUGGACACGCCCUGCACGUAUUUAUCAACGGACAACUUUCAGGAACUGCCUAUGGAAGUCUAGAAGAUCCCAGAUUAACCUUUAGUGACAGUGUGCCUCUGAAAGCCGGAGUAAACCAAAUCUCGCUGCUGAGCAUUGCUGUUGGUCUCCCGAAUAUCGGCCCACAUUUUGAAACAUGGAAGGCCGGAGUUCUUGGUCCUGUUUCACUCACUGGUCUUAAUGAGCGGAAAAGAGACUUAACAUGGCAAAAAUGGUCUUAUACGGUCGGUCUAGAAGGAGAAUCCCUUAGCCUUCAUUCAAUCAGUGGAAGCUCUUCUGUAGAAUGGGUUGAAGGAUCGCUCGUAAGUGAAAGGCAACCGUUGACGUGGUACAAGACUACUUUCAACGCUCCAGAAGGAGACGAGCCUCUGGCUUUGGAUAUGAACACCAUGAGUAAAGGUCAGGUGUGGAUAAAUGGUCAAAGCAUCGGGCGCUACUGGACCCAGUACAAAGCGUCUAAUGGCUGCACGCCCUGCAAUUAUACGGGUUGGUUCACCGAGAAAAAAUGCCUAACCAACUGCGGUGAAGCUUCUCAGAGAUGGUACCACGUUCCUCGCUCCUGGCUCCGUCCAACGGGAAAUUUGUUGGUCGUGUUUGAAGAAUGGGGAGGGAAUCCUUACGGGAUCACUCUCGUGAAGAGGGAAGUAGCAAGUGUAUGCUCUGAUAUAUAUGAAUGGCAGCCGACCUUAGUGAACUGGGAGCUGCGGUCAUAUUGGAAAGUCGACAAACCAUUGAGGCCGAAAGCUCACCUCUCGUGUGCUACGGGUCAGAAGAUCUCAUCCAUCAAGUUUGCUAGCUUUGGAACACCUGAAGGCACCUGUGGAAACUUCCAACAGGGGAGCUGCCACGCAUUCCAUUCCUACGACGUUUUUGAAAGGUACUGUGUCGGCCAACAAUCUUGCGUGGUGCCUAUAACACCCGAGAUCUUUGGUGGAGAUCCAUGUCCGAAUGUGAUGAAGAAACUCUCGGUCGAGGCCAUCUGCAGCUAACAAGAGGCGCUCGUUUAUUUCUUUCGAUGCAGGUACUCCUACACCACAGUCAAUUUUUAGACCACAUUGUUCACCACAACCAUUUUUAUUUGGGCUAUGUUGGGUUGAAGUUGUACAUACUUGCAACACACACCAUCUAAGUCCAAAUCACAGUAGAUUUUAAUGGUGAUUCAACAUAAGAACGUGUAUAUAUAGAUAGUUUUCGUCAUUGUUCAUCGUGCAUCGUUGCGUUGUAAGGCGCAUCACGGCGACGAAAUGAGUCCAUGUGCAGUCUCAUGACUUGUGAGAUUGUAGUAUUUCUCAUGUUGAAGAAAUCAAUUUGUUAGAAAUGCUUUUGCAAGUAUCAAGAUUUGUUGGU